Messenger RNA from Protopolystoma xenopodis, 1587 nucleotides. The record is from the annotation of a GenBank genome assembly. Lineage: Eukaryota; Metazoa; Platyhelminthes; Monogenea; Polystomatidea; Polystomatidae.
AUGAAGUGUAGUCAGUGUGGUGGUACCGACUUUGAUGAAGAUAGAGCCAGGGCUGAUCUGACUUGCCUAAAUUGUGGCUCGGUUCUUAGCGAAAAUGUUGUUUCUUCAGAGAUAGAAUUUGUCGAAACUGGAAAUGGUGUUUCUACCGCUGUUGGCAGAUUUGUUUCAGAUGAAAGUCAGUUAUCCGGUUAUAAAGAGUCAAGGCAAGCCACCGAGCAAAAAGCUCGAAAGCGGAUAGAGACUAUAUGCGGUCCUCUUUACCUGGGAAACGAUGUCGUGCUGUCGGCAUUUCGCUAUUAUCAAACAGCUCUAUUCCGUGGCCUUACCCGUGGUCGCCCAGUCCAACAGAUGGCCGCAGCUUGCGUUUAUCUGGCUGCCAGAAUGCUCAGAGUCAAUGUCAUGCUCCUUGAUUUAAGUGACGCUAUCUCUGUUAAUGUUUACGUCCUUGGGCACCUUUAUAUUCACCUAAAGAAACAGCUCAAUCUAGUGCUACCAGAGAUGGAUCCUUGUUUGUUUAUAGAGAGAUUUGCUCAUCAGCUAGAACUUGGUGAUAAAACUUCCUCUGUUUCAAAUACAGCAAUGAGAUUGCUUCAGAGAAUGAAGAAGGAUUGGAUUUCUACGGGAAGACGCCCAAGUGGUCUUGCAGCCGCAGCUCUCUUGGUGGCGGCGAAAAUCCAUGAAUUUAAUCGGACAGAGGAAGAUGUGGCUAGAAUCGCUCGAAUAAGCCAACAAACGGCCCGUAAACGUUUGGAAGAGUUUGGAAGGACACCAAGUUCGGCUUUGAGCAUAGAUGCCUUUUUGACAGUCGAUUAUGAUGAGGAAGCUGACCCCCCUGCAUUUAUUGAAUCAGUUGGCAAUAAGCAUAAUAGCGAGGCUGCGGAGAAUUUGAAUGAAGAAGCAAUGCGUAAGGUCUCUGAAGAAAUUAAAGAGCUUGGGCGACGCAUUGAUGACGAAAUGAAGCAUUUGGCUGAAAAACGGGCAAUUAAAAAUUCUCCCAGUAGUGGGGGACAAUCAAAGGGUGUUCAUCAUCUACUCGAUUCUGAUAACACUGAGGAGUCUGUAGAUCCUAUUUUGAUCGCACCGCAUAUUCUACCAUUAUCUCCAUUGUCUACAUCAACAAUUCCAUCCAAUAAACUUCCUUCUGAUACUGAUCCACCAAAUAAGGAUCAAUCCAAGGAAAUCGGAACGGUCGUCUCCAAAAAAGCAUUGUGUAGCAGAACCUUGCUUCGUGAAGUGCUCGAUGGCGUAGUAGACCCUAGCCUCCUUGAAACAUGUGUCGAAGAUUUACAUCUUCUAACUUCAGAGACUGGUGAACGCCUUUGUCACCUAGUCAUAGCUACAGAAGCAGCUCGAAAUGCUAGGGAUACGGCUGCUGAACUUGGUUUAGAUGAAGAAGAGGAAAAAGAAGUAAUGAAAGAGUGGGACGAUGAUGCCAAGGAUUAUUUGUCUCGUAUCACUGGAGAGUCCCCUAAAUCAUCAUUAAAUAAUACAGCAAAUGAAGCAGUCUCUGAAUUGCUAAGUGGAAAUGUAAAAUUGGAAGAAGCGAAGGGUAGGUCUUUGUUUUUGAUUUCGCCAUUGUCAUGUUAG